ACGUCAACGAAUGUUCCACUGACAAUGAUAACUGCGAACAGGACUGUGUGAAUACUGUUGGGAGCUACCGCUGUACCUGUUGGGACGGAUACGAACCGUCUGGGCCACGGUCCUGCAAAGACGUCAACGAAUGUUCCACUGACAAUGAUAACUGCGAACAGGACUGUGUGAAUACUGUUGGGAGCUACCGCUGUACCUGUUGGGACGGAUACGAACCGUCUGGGCCACGGUCCUGCAAAGAUGUAGAUGAAUGUGAAUCAGGAGCCUGUGAUAACGGUGGCACGUGUGUGGAUGGUAAUAACACCUUCUCCUGCGUCUGCCCACCUGGAUUUAAGGGAGAGGAAUGCCAAACUGCUCCCUGUAGUGAGGAUUACGACCCUCCCCUGAACGGUGGCAAAGCCUGUUCAGUGACAGAUGAAACGACAGGAGCCAUGCUCUGUACUGUCUACUGUCGGGACAACAAGGAGUUCGCCAUACAACCUGCCCAGGUCUACACGUGCCAGGCUGAUGGAAAUUGGUUCGCGGACUCUGAUCCUCUAACGAAUCAGAGUAGCCCUUGGCCAGACUGCACAGGUAGAUACCGGCCACAGCGUCCUCACAUGCUGGGAUCAGUCCACUACUUUUCCGGCACUGACUGUCUGACCAGUAUGGGUGAAAUCAUCUCCAACUUCCAACAGCUCUUCAGUCAACUGUCAUCCUCCCAACCAAGUGGAUCGAUCACAAUCGAUCUUCAGAACGUUGAAGUGGAAUGUGGAGGGACGGCCAGACAGGCUUCAACAAAGAAAAGCCGCAUCUUCACCACUAACUCUGAGAAAUCAGCAAACGGAUUCACGGUAAGGUUCAAGGUAGUUGCCAGCAGCUCACUGGCACCAGAACAUGUCACCCAGCUUGAGCAAACUAACCUCGUAUAUGCCCUGGACGAUAUCUACUUUGAUAUCGAAGACAAGGUUGCAAACCAGCAGUUUGACUUGACGAUCAACGGACAACAAGCCACUGUCGACACAAUUGACAUCGGGCUUGCUGAGUUCGACCUCAACUGCACCCAGGGACAACUGAGUUUUCAAGACAGCUUCGAGGCGUAUUGUCUUGACUGUCCCCCCGGCACGUUCCAUGACCUGACUGCGGACACCUGUGAGUACUGCCCUGUUGGUGAGUACCAGGACCAGCCGGUACAGACGGACUGUAAACAAUGUCCUCACAAUACCUGGUCCGUGUUUCUUGGAGCAAAGAAGGAGGCUCAGUGUAUGUCAGUUUGCCUCGGCAAAGACGAUCUCUGCUCCAGUUGCGUCCACGUGUGGGGUCAACUGACAUGCAAGUGUGAAGUUGGCUGGGCCGGGUCCGAGGACGGACUUACCUGUGGACUUGACGGUGACCAGGAUGGUUAUCCAGAUGUGUCCCUGCCUUGUAACGACACCAGGUGCAACGGGGACAACUGCCCGGGUAUCCCUAACAGCGGACAAGAGAACACAGAUGGGGACGAGAUGGGAGACGCCUGUGAUGACGAUAUUGACAACGAUGGAUUCCUUAACAACCUUGACAACUGCCCACUGCUGGUGAACGAUGACCAGACGGACAGUGACGGUGAUGGAGUGGGUGACGUGUGUGACAACUGUCCCACGGACAUCAACACUGACCAACGGGACACUGACGGGGACGGUGUGGGGGAUGUGUGUGACAGUGAUGCCGACAGUGACGGGCUUCUUGAUGGCAAAGACAACUGUCCGUUCGUAGCUAAUGCUCAACAGGAAGAUUCUGACGGAGAUGGGAUCGGAGAUGUCUGUGACAACUGUCCACUGGUCGCAAACGUGGAUCAGUUUGACCUGGACCAGAAUUCUAUCGGCGAUGCCUGCACUGACAACGCUGACAACGAUGCAGACGGGAUCCCAAACUCUUCUGACAACUGUCCUGACAUCCCCAACAGUCAACAACUGGAUACGGAUAAGGACGGAAAAGGGGAUCUCUGUGACGAUGAUGACGAUGGUGACACCAUAUUGGAUGGCGAUGACAACUGUCGACUUGUUCCAAGCCCGGACAUUGAAGACUUUGACGGAGAUGGAGUAGGCGAUAUCUGUACCGGUGAUUUUGACAUGGACGGCGUGCCUGACGCUGAUGACGUGUGUCCUGAGAGUGGGGUCAUCGCCCGUACGGACUUCAGGAACUACCAAACCGUCAACCUGGCCAGUCCUAGUAGCCAACCACCCGAUCCGGUUUGGGAGUUCCUUAAUGAGGGAGCUGAAAUCGUUCAGAAAGUAAACAGCGACCCAGGCCUUGUCCUAGGUCCGAACUACUUCGGCAACUUGGACUACCGUGGGACUUUCUUUGUGAACACGCAGGUUGAUGACGACUUUGUGGGUUUCGUCUUCAGCUAUCAGAGCAACUCUCGGUUCUACCUGAUGUCCUGGAAACAGGCAGGGGACAGCAGCGGUGGACAGGCGGGGGUACAGCUGAAGUUGGUGAACUCUACUACCGGGCCUGGUGACGACCUCUCACUGGCUCUUUGGAAGGGUGUGGAGGUCCCCGGACAGACCAAGUUGCUGUGGGAGGAUCCCAGCAAAGUAGGCUGGAGCUACAACACCGCCUACCGCUGGGAGCUGAAGCACCGGGUGGACAUCGGGCUCAUCAGGUUCCGUCUGUACUCCGGCAGUGUCCUUGUAGUGGACUCCGGUGACGUUCUGGACGCCUCUCUCCGCGGAGGCCGCCUGGGGGUGUACUGUUACUCCCAGGAGAACGUCAUCUGGUCUGAUCUCGUCACCAAGUGCGAUGGCAACACGGCAUCAGCCUAACUGGAUGCAGACAUCCUAACAAGACAACGGAAAAGAAUGGAUGCUUUAAAAGCUUUUGUUAUCUUUUUCCUGAAAACUAGUGCCAAAGAUACGUAGCUACUCAAGAUACUCCAGAAUGUGCCAAAUAAAGAACAGAUUCAA
This is a messenger RNA of Branchiostoma belcheri (Belcher's lancelet), 2924 nucleotides long. RefSeq names its product cartilage oligomeric matrix protein-like. The annotation marks the transcript as partial. Gene Ontology annotation, molecular function: calcium ion binding. Gene Ontology annotation, cellular component: extracellular region. Lineage: Eukaryota; Metazoa; Chordata; Leptocardii; Amphioxiformes; Branchiostomatidae. Gene Ontology annotation, biological process: cell adhesion. The transcript is spliced from 21 exons. The record is from RefSeq and is a predicted model, not a curated record.